UAAACUGGAAACGUCAUGACUUUUCUAGCCCUUCUCUUCCUGGAAUCAAAGCUUUCCUCUCCUUGCUGCUCUCAUACAGCUUGAAGCUGGGAGGAGCCAACAUCUGAUUGGCUGCAGCUUCUCUGCACUGACCUGUGAUUGGUGGAUCGGAGCUCAAACCAGUUUCUGUUCUCUGGAGAUGAAACUCACACAGUCACUGUGACUGAGAGGUGAAAUGGCGCAGCAGGCAGUUCAGCUGAACCGAGAAACUUUCUCCUGUCCGAUCUGUCUGGAUCUACUGAAGGAUCCGGUGACGAUUCCCUGUGGACACAGCUACUGCAUGAGCUGCAUUAAAAGCUUCUGGGAUGAGAAUGAGGAGAAGAAAAUCUACCACUGCCCUCAGUGCAGACAGACCUUCACACCAAGGCCUCUCCUGCAGAAGAACACCAUGCUAGCAGCUUUAGUGGAGCAGCUGAAGAAGACUGGACUCCAAGCUGCUCCUGCUGAUCACUGCUAUGCUGGACCUGAAGACGUGGCCUGUGAUUUCUGCACUGGGAGGAAACUGAAAGCCUUCAGGUCCUGUUUAUUCUGUCUGGCUUCUUUCUGUGAGAAAAAUCCUCACCUUCAUUAUGAUUCAGCUACAUUUAAGAAACACAAGCUGGUGGAGCCGUUCAAGAACGUUCUGGAGAAUGUCUGCUCUCGUCAUGAUGAGUUGAUGAAGAUGUUCUGCCGCACUGAUCAGAAGUGUAUCUGUCUCAUCUGUCUGAUGGAGGAACAUAAAGGCCAUGACACAGUGUCGGCUGCAGCAGAACCAGAACCACAGAACAGAGCUGGAUUCUUAAAAUAUACAUUUGAAUUCUCAUUGGAUCCAAACACAGCAAACAGUAAUUUGGAAGUAAAUGUGAAGAACAGGACAGUGACAUGGACAAGGCGAAAUUUAUAUAACUGUACAGGCAAAUUUUCUGUUUGGCCUCAGGUUCUGAGCAGAGAGAGAGUGACUGGGCGUUGUUACUGGGAGGUGGAGUGGAAAGGGAGAGUUCGUGUAGCCGUCGCUUACAGCAAUAUCAGCAGAGCAGGAAACAAGAACGAAUGUGGAUUUGGAUACAAUGACAAAUCUUGGGCACUGAGUUGUUCUGAAAGCAGUUUUAGUUUUGGUCAUAACAACAUCUGGACCCCCACCCCGGGUCCAGUUUCCUCCAGAGUCGGAGUGUACCUGGAUGACAGAGCAGGUGUUCUGUCCUUCUACAGCGUCUCUAAAGUCAUGAAGGAUAUGACUCUCCUCCACAGAGUCCAGACCAGAUUCACUCAGCCGCUACAUGCUGGGGUUUGUGUUGAAGACAGGGAUUCUGAAUCUUUUGCAAAGUUCUGUUAACCCAAAUAGAUUCCCUUUUGUCUCUCUGAUAAUUGAUCAGGUUUAUUGUUCUGAUGUCUCUUCUGCCCUGAUCUUUUUUAUUGUUCUAGUUUAUUGUAGUUUUCUGUGUUCCAGAAGCCGUAAAGUACUUCACAGCUGAUGGAUCUUUUCUUUCUUAUGCAUCUCAGAAAUAUGUCUCCACAUGAAAAUAUAAACUUAAUGUGUGUGUUGAUGUAUUUGGAUGUUCUGGUUUGUAAAAGUUGAUGUAUAAUUCAUGUUUGACUGCAGCAUGACUAAUAUCUAGUCUCCUGUGUUUAACUUGCUUGGCUUUGAUAAAACUAGAGGAUCCAAGAACGAUUUGAUGCUUAGGAACAUACUAUCACUGCACGCUAUCUGAAAAUCAAAAAGAGGAGAUGUUGGUAAAAUAACCACAAUAUAAGCUGCAAUAAAUCCAGUUUCCUCAGUCCUGCU
Poecilia latipinna (sailfin molly) is the source of this 1801-nucleotide messenger RNA. Its product is annotated as tripartite motif-containing protein 16-like. Gene Ontology annotation, molecular function: protein binding; zinc ion binding. The record is from RefSeq and is a predicted model, not a curated record. Bases 215 to 1351 code for a protein of 378 amino acids. Lineage: Eukaryota; Metazoa; Chordata; Actinopteri; Cyprinodontiformes; Poeciliidae. The transcript has a single exon.